AUGUCUAACGAUGCUUCCAAGCAGCCGUUCCCGCCUCUCACCCCCGACGAUGCUGAUUUCGCAACCAACGAGAAUGGCUACCUCGAGGACCACGGACAGAAUGCCACUUCUCCAGCCUAUGACCAUGUAGACGUGGAGGACGACGCUGAUUUUCAAUCGCAAUACUCACACGAGUCCCAAUCGCUGUCAGACGCUUCCUCGGAUUCCGACGAAGAGCCUCCUGACGACAAUCUCGGCAUGCAACAACAUUCUUUUCGACAGUCGACUGGUUCGCUUCACGGUCCCAAUGCUUUUGCGCCGCCGUUCUAUAACAGACCUCCUACCCCAUUGCCCCCGUCGCCGUCGCUGACAUCGCUUCUGCGCCCGCCGUUCUCAGCUACUACGUCUCGUCCAACAACUCCUGACGGCUCCGAUGUCGAGACCCCUGAUGAUACCGAAGCGGCUGUCGCAGUGUCCGCUCGUCGCGCAACGACAGUUCCCAGAGCAAGCCCAAAGGUUCCAACAUACGAAUAUUAUGGAUUUGUUCUGUAUCUCGCUUCUUCAUUGGCUUUCUUGAUCUAUAUUCUAUGGUCGUAUCUCCCGUCGCCUUUCCUACACCAACUCGGCAUAUAUUACUAUCCGAAUCGAUGGUGGUCUCUCGCGUUUCCCUCAUGGUUGGUCAUGUCGAUCAUCUACAUCUAUAUCGCACUGGCAUCCUACAACACCGGCUAUUUGACCCUGCCUAUGAACAGCAUCGAGAAUAUAGUGGACGAGGUCGCAAAUGUGUCAGUCAUUGAUGGUAGAGGGCGGCGACGACCAGGAGGUUCUUCUAGAAUGAAGCCCGGGGCGAUAUCAUACCAGAUUAUGGGACCGCAAAAGCGGAAGGUGAACUGGAAGGAUAUCUGGAGCGAGGGAACUGAUGCCGUGAUGGACGUUCCGGUAGGAGGCGUGUGCGAAGUACUAUAUGGACAAGAACGGGACGACUACGAAUUGUACGAGUCGGCCGGUUUCACAAGUUCGUCCCGGACAGGUGAUACAUAG
Molecule: messenger RNA, 1020 nt
Organism: Aspergillus chevalieri
Lineage: Eukaryota; Fungi; Ascomycota; Eurotiomycetes; Eurotiales; Aspergillaceae
Exons: 2
Coding region: 1-1020 (339 amino acids)
Source: RefSeq, a predicted model, not a curated record